Sclerotinia borealis F-4128 is the source of this 618-nucleotide messenger RNA. NCBI's taxonomy places the organism in Eukaryota, Fungi, Ascomycota, Leotiomycetes, Helotiales, Sclerotiniaceae. The record is from the annotation of a GenBank genome assembly.
AUGCCCACCACUCGCCGCAGCAGCGGCUUCGGCCCCGCCCAAAAAGGCACUCAAAAAACCCUCUCCUUCAGCAAUUCCUCAAAGAUAACCAAAGCCAGCACCCCUUCCUCCACUCUCAAACCCAAGAGUUCUUUAACCAACCUUACCGAUCUCUCAUCUCUUCCCUCCAAACCCUCCCCUCCUUCGUCCACAGAAACCGCAUCCCCAAUCGCCUCACCAACCACAACCCCCAAACCCACCAUUGCGCAACAACCCCGCCCCAAGACCGCAGAACAGGAACAACAGAUACAACUCGCCCUCAAAAUAACCGAUGCCAAGAUCCGCAAAUACUGGAAAGGACGCGAAGAACUUCGAUUGUCGCCGCGGGUACACCAACGUCAUUUGGAGAUAAGUGAGAAGGUAUUGAGGGAAUGGGAUUGUAUGAGUCAAUUUGGUCCAGCAAUCGGUAUCCCCCGCACCCAACGCUGGCACCGGGCCUCAAAACUUGGUCUCAACCCCCCAAUCGAAAUCCUAGCCGUUCUUCUCAAAGAAGAAGCAAAGAAAAACAAGGCCGUGGAACGAGCAUAUGUGGAUGAAUUGAUGGGGGCCAAGGGGAUUAUUGGUGGGGAUGUGGUUUAA